Thlaspi arvense is the source of this 1984-nucleotide messenger RNA. Lineage: Eukaryota; Viridiplantae; Streptophyta; Magnoliopsida; Brassicales; Brassicaceae. The record is from the annotation of a GenBank genome assembly.
AUCAUGGAUAUCAUUAAAAUUCUGGAUAUCCGUUCCAUACCCAGACAUACCUACGAUUACGCAAUGUGGUGGAAACCCGAGCAACCGCAGAAACAGCCACGUGGCACGUGCACCCCAAAAUACAAAUACUUUAAAAGGAGAAAAAAAAAGGAAAUCUUGGUUCUCAGUUUUCACCGUCUCAUCAGAUCAGAACAAAUCCAAAUCAGAGGAAGAUUAGAGGGAGAGAUGACGAGUGGCGUAGAAGACGACAAAAACAGAUCAGUGGCGACGGAUCAUCAACACCAGCAGCCUCAUCCUCCUCCGUUUCAAGGCGUCUCCAACUAUCCACCUCCGCCGCAGCAGCAGCAGCCGCCGGCCGGCGGUUUUCCACAGCCGGCUCAGCCCUACGUCUCAGGUUAUGCUGUUAAUGGAGGAAUGCAUUCAACAGAACACCAUCGUCUUCCUUGUUGUGGUAUAGGCAUUGGCUGGUUAUUAUUCAUCCUUGGUUUCUUCUUCGGUGCUAUCCCCUGGUACAUCGGAUUCUUCCUUUUACUAUUCUCUAGAAACCGUCGUGAGAGACCAGGAUAUAUGGCUUGUGCAAUUGGAGCUGUUAUCGCUACGAUUCUCAUCGUUUUUGGAGCCAUAAGAGGAUCAGGAGUCUGGUCGUAAAGUGAAGAUGUAACGCUCUAAAUCCGGUAUAGACCGGUUAGGCCGUUGAAUACUGUUGUAUAAUUAAGAAGAUUGUACAUGUGUGUUUACUUAAAAGAGCUCAUUGUAUAUUGCUUGAAGAUUACAGUGCUCAAUGAAAAUUGUUCAAAACCAUAUAGCACAAUGUGUGUUUAUUAUUGAAAUAUAUUUUUUCUAUAUAUGCAUUCGUUUUCGAUCCAUCAAUAUUAUGAAUGUUUAUUGAAUUUACCUGUACGUGUUACGUAAAUUUUGGAAAUUAAAAAUUGUAUGGUUUUUUCUAUUCUAUGGUGUAUUAGUUUUGUUCAUGUUACAAAUAUUGUGAGAACGAUUAGAAAAUAUUAUGCCAAGAUUUAAUUUCUUUUCUUGUUAAAGUUGUACAAUUAAUUUUGUAUUACGUUUGACGACUGCAAAUGAAGUUUAUAAUGAACAAAUGGACAUUAUUCAAGGCCCACGUAGAAAAAUAAAAGCCCACAGAGACGUGUAUCUUCUUCGUCUAGGGUUUGUCCUUUUAAAGUUUUCUCAUCAGCGCCACCGUUUAGCUCUUGCUCUCUGUUUCCUUGUGGCUGAAUUCGUUGGAGCUUGAUCUCUCCGUUGAAAAUGGUUGCUUUCCGGUUUCACCAGUAUCAAGUGGUAGGGAGAGCCCUCCCGACGGAGAAAGAUGAGCAGCCUAAGAUCUACCGGAUGAAGCUAUGGGCCACAAAUGAAGUUCGCGCCAAGUCCAAGUUUUGGUACUUCCUCAGGAAACUGAAGAAGGUCAAGAAAAGCAACGGACAAAUGCUUGCCAUCAAUGAGAUUUUCGAGAAGAACCCCACGACGAUCAAGAACUUCGGUAUCUGGCUGCGUUACCAGAGCCGAACUGGGUACCACAACAUGUACAAGGAGUUCCGUGACACCACGCUCAAUGGUGCAGUGGAGCAGAUGUACACCGAGAUGGCUUCUCGCCAUAGAGUGAGGUUCCCUUGCAUUCAGAUCAUCAAGACCGCCACUGUCCCCGCGAGUCUGUGCAAGAGAGAGAGCACCAAGCAGUUCCAUAACUCGAAGAUCAAGUUCCCUCUUGUUUUCAGGAAGGUCAGGCCACCAACCAGGAAGCUCAAGACUACGUACAAGGCCUCUAAGCCCAACCUUUUCAUGUAAUACAAGGCUUCUUGUUCCUCACUCUGAACAAAACACACCAUUUCGAGUUCCCUUGUCUUGGAUUUUUUUUUUUGUAGUUUUUUGCAUCUUUUGAAAACUUCCAGCUGACUCUGGCAAAAUUUCCAUCAAUUUUCAAAGUUUUGAUCCGUCAAAACGAAUGUUGCCUUCAAGUUUUAUCACAAGU